Messenger RNA from Phragmites australis (common reed), 2137 nucleotides. RefSeq names its product probable serine/threonine-protein kinase PBL1. The record is from RefSeq and is a predicted model, not a curated record. Lineage: Eukaryota; Viridiplantae; Streptophyta; Magnoliopsida; Poales; Poaceae. Bases 223 to 1866 code for a protein of 547 amino acids. Gene Ontology annotation, molecular function: ATP binding; protein kinase activity. The transcript has 5 exons. Gene Ontology annotation, biological process: protein phosphorylation.
ACCUCUAACCUCCAUUUACUUUUCUCCCCCUCCCUCGUCUGCCCCUAUAUCUCUCGCCCCACCAUUCGCUUUCCUCUCCGUCUCUCCCCCCUCCUCGUCCUCCGCCCCCGCUCCUAGACGCCAAUCGCUACCUGAGCAGCGAGCAAAUCUCUUCCCAUUCGCCGGUGCCGGAGCAGUUCCGCGGCCAAGGUUCCGGUCCAGGAUUUUUUCCCCAGUGUACCGAUGAUGGGUUGCUUUACUGUCCUCAGAUCCAAGAAGAAGAAAAUCCCUUUUGAAAGCCCUCUUGUUGCAGGCAAGAAACCGGCUGAUACCAGGGAAAUUACGUCCUCUAGACUUCCGGAGCCAGAAGUUCAUGUGCCAUCCUUGCAAUCAGCUCCUCCUAGUUUUAGGAACAGGGCUAAAAUCUCCCAUUCGAAAAAUAAAGUUUCUAACAGCAGAGCACGCGUGUUGUCUGCUCCUUCUACCCUUAUUGUGGUUGAUCCGUUUGGCUUUCCAUAUCCUGAAUUCAAAGAUCAAAAUGACUCCAGGGAUAAGGAAGGUUCUGCAAAGGGCCACCGGUUUUCAAACCCUUUGCCCCUUCCUCUUCCUUCACUGGAAGGAAAUUCUUUGAGGAACUUUGGUAGCUUCAAAGCCAGCAACGUAAGUGGGCCACUGGAGACUUCAGGCCCUCUACCACUGCCUCCAAAGAAAUGUGAUGGACUUAGGAUAUUCUCUUACGAGGAGCUUUCAUCUGCUUGUCAGUGGUUUUCUAGUGACCAGUGUGUCUCAGAAACUCUCAGCUCAACAUCAUACAAGGCAACCUUCAGGGAUGAUUUUAAUGGCAUGAAAACCACUGAAGCAACGGUAGCUCGAUUACUCCCCUCCACUCAGGGUUUGAAAGAAUUUAAAACACAAGUGAGCACAUUGGCAUCGCUUCAGCAUCCCAAUAUAUGUAAACUAAUCGGCUUUUAUGCAAGAGAAGGUUAUAAUGAAAGGAUGUUGGUCUAUGAGCGGCUUCAUCAUGGCAGCUUAGAUAAGCUACUCUUUGGGAGACCAGAUGGUCGUUUCAUGGACUGGUCUAAACGUUUGAAGGUUGCCCUGGGUGCUGCCAGAGGUCUAGCUUUCUUACAUGAUGAAGGACCCUUCCAGGCCAUGUACAGUGAGUUCUCAACUUCAAACAUUCAAAUUGAUAAAGAUUUCACUGCUAAGCUUUCGGGAUAUGGUUGUGUUGGCUUCAAUACCGAGGAGAUAUCUAAUGCAUCUGCGUCUGCAGCAAACCUUUCAGUGGAGACCUUGGAGAAAGGUUUACUCACUCCCAAGAGCAACGUAUGGAGCUUUGGAGUUGUCUUGCUGGAGCUAAUAACAGGAAGGAAGAACCUUGAUGUGAAUUCCUCAAAAGAAGAACGCAAUAUUGUCAAGUGGAGUAGGCCUUUCCUUACUGAUGAUAGUCGUCUAUCCCUGAUCAUGGACUCUCGUAUAAAAGGGCGUUUUCCUACUAAGGCUGCUCGAAUUGUAGCGGACAUCAUACUGAAAUGCUUGCACAAAGAUCCAUCGGAGAGGCCAACGAUGAGGGAUGUUAUGGAGUCCCUAGCAAGAGUCCAGGAAAUAAAGGUUCCUUGUCGAUAUCCUCUGCAAGAGCCAUCUGCUGCACCAAGAAAAAUAAUGUUAAAAUCUACCAGCCUCAAUGGCAUUGUUUCCCAGCAUCCUGUCAUAACAUUCUCUCCAUCACCGCCUUCGCAAAACCAACACUUGAUCUCUCCAAGAUCAUCGACAUCUUCAUUGCUUCAUCCAAGGACAUGUUAUUCUACUCUUGAUGAUCCUAGGGUAAACUCUAUCAAGAAAACACCUCCCCCUAUCAUGCGUAGGUCUAGUGUUGAAGGCUUUUGAUUGUUCAUAUUGUUCUUUUCUUUUCUUUUCUUUGAUUUAUUUGUUUUUGUUAGCUUAGUGAUUUUUAGUGCUAUUUGCUGUGUUGUAAGACAAGUGGCCUUCUGUAAUACACUUUAGUAGUAAUAACUAAGCAGAGCAGGGUGAAUUGUAAAUAGGACCAGGUUGUAGAUACUUUUUUGUGCUCUAAUUGGGUGGAAGCAGCAUGCUGUGUGGGCCUUGUAACCUCAUCAUGGAAUAAACUCGUGUUACCCGGUUUUUGUUGGCCGUCAAA